AACAUUUUUUUUUCUUGUCUUCUCACAUCGUUGAUACCCACGUCCAACAAACAUCCUUCGACAAGCGAUACAAACUUCACCACCAUAGCACGAGCACAGCAUGGCGUCUAGAAUGGUACAAGCCCUCGCCACACCUCUCCUACGUAUCGCAAUCCCCGGUGCCGCUCUCCAAACACCAAUCCGUCUGCUGCGUAAUCCAGUCUUCCUGCGCGCCGCACAUUCGAUUCCCAGACCACCACGAAAAGUAUCAGAAACAUCUCCUGCUACUCAAACAAAGGAUGCAUCAGGCGACCAGAACGUACCAACGACACCAAAGCGCCCGUUCCUAGACAACGCCUACUACCAGCUCAGCUUUACCUGCAAGCCAUGCAGCAACCGAUCGCAGCACAGCAUCUCCAAGCAGGGUUACCACAAGGGGUCUAUCCUUAUCACCUGCCCGAGCUGCCGUAACCGACAUGUCAUCAGCGACCACCUGAACAUCUUUGGCGAUCGAAAGGUUACAAUCGAAGACAUCAUGCGCGAGCAGGGCCAGCUCGUCAAGAGGGGUAGCUUAGGCGAAGAUGGCGAUAUUGAGUUUUGGCCUGAGGAGAAGUAUGCCGAAGAAGCCGCCAAGACAGAAAUUUCAGGAAAAUCCAGCGCAUGA
Molecule: messenger RNA, 643 nt
Organism: [Torrubiella] hemipterigena
Lineage: Eukaryota; Fungi; Ascomycota; Sordariomycetes; Hypocreales; Clavicipitaceae
Source: the annotation of a GenBank genome assembly